Molecule: messenger RNA, 594 nt
Organism: Entamoeba invadens IP1
Lineage: Eukaryota; Evosea; Mastigamoebida; Endamoebidae
Exons: 2
Coding region: 1-594 (197 amino acids)
Source: RefSeq, a predicted model, not a curated record
AUGUGUGCUGAUUGUGAGACAGGAAUGACUCUGAACCUCCAAAUGUACUGUGGUAAGUGUGGUGGUAAAGAGGACAAUCAAGGCUUUAGAGUGGUCAGGGACAUGGUGCUACCCAUGUUAUGCCGUGGUACCAAGUUCACUGUGCUUGCUUCAUGUGGGUGCCAACUUUUGGGAACCAUGAGGAUCAACAGGAAAGAACUCCCUGACGAAGCAAAGACCAUCAAAGGAAGAACUCCCGAUACCACCAUCUUUUUCUCGAAGGGAAAGUGUAAGCUUAUAUCUUACUUCAACGAGAAAAAGAAGUUGGUAUUGGUAUUGUCAACCUGCCACGAAAAGAAUGAAAUUGAAGUCGUCGAGCAGGACGUGUUCAUUGGCAAAGACAAACUGACAAUACACAAACCCCAGCCCAUUCUUGACUACAACCACAAAAUGGGUGGGGUUGACACUGUUGAUCAGAUGACCCGGUACUAUACCUGUAGACGUCGAACCAACAGGUGGAACAUCAGGGCUUUAUAUGAUAUGAUUGAUAUAGCUGCCUUAAACGCGUAUAAAACGUACUCAAAUUACCACCCUUGUAAACGGGUAGAUUUUUGA